AUGGCUGUAUAUUUUGACCAUCGAUUAGGAGGUGAUAGUUCGUAUAUUAAAACAGAAAUAAAAUGGUGUCCCAGCUCUUUACAUCUAGCUGUCAUCUGCUACAGUGAAGAAAAUGGCGGCACAGUUGAAAUUUAUACUGAAGAGGGAGAAAGGAUUCAGCAUAAUGCGGUCCACAAGCAAUGUCAUGUAUCUACUAUAGCAUGGCAUCCUAAUAGAAGAAUACUUGCUGUUGGGUGGGAGACAGGGGAGAUAACUAUAUGGAAUGAGCAAGAUAAUGAGGUCACUGAAGCCCUACAAAUACAUAAACAUGAAGUUUCUGUUCUACACUGGAGUUCUACUGGUAGCAGACUGUCAACUGGCGACAAGAAUGGUGUAUUGGUUGUAUGGAAAUCUGAUAGUAAAGGAAGACUACAACAACAUCCAUUUUGUCAACAUCAUAUACAAGAACCAUUAACUAGUAUACUAUAUAGACCUUCAAAAACAGGAGAAGCUUUACCAGAUAUUGCAUCAUUAGCCAGAGCAGCAGUAAGUGGUGAUGAGGCUGCUUUAGAUAUGUUUAAUUGGAAGAGAGGCAAGAGCUCAACACCAAUGUUUUUUCCAUCAGAAUCUCUUGCUUUUUUCGUUGGAGAUCUUGUUUUUAUAGGUGGUGUUUACUAUGUGAAUGAUACAGGACAGUGUACACAAUCAUUCUCAGCAGAUAACAGUGUUAAACAGUUGUUAUAUUAUGAUGAACGCAAUAUCUUAGUGACAGUUACAGAACAGUUACAAAUGACACAACAUACAGUGUUACCUGAUGGUGGUACACAGGAAGUGUUAAAGGUUAAAUUAAGUGGUAAAUCAGGCAAUGUAUCUAUAUUAUGGGCUGGGAAAGGUUUAUUAGCUACUGCGUCUGGUGAAAUGGUGGUUAGAAUGUGGGAUUUAGCUAGUGAAGAUAAUUUUGUAUUGAAUCUAGAUUCUCAUAAUGCCUAUGAUGAUAAUGAAACUAUCAUCUGUAUCAGCUAUUGUGCCGAAAAUGGAACUUUGGCUGGUGGUACAAAUAAUGGUAACAUUGCAUUGUGGAAGUACUCUCCUAACUUGGGUAAAGUUGGUGAUGAGGAAAGUAUGUGGAGAUUACAGUCACCACCUGUUGUUGAUGGUCCAGUCAGACAAGUUGAGUGGGCACCAAAGAAAGGUUUUAUGGCAGUUAAUACAGUAUCUAAUGUGUUUAUGUUAAGUGAACAGGUUAUGAGUGCUAGUUUUAGAGAUGAGACUGCUGUGGUACAAUAUGGACCAAGUUCUAUAGCUAUAGAGAUAUUUUCAACUGGUAAUAAUCAUGAUAUUAAAGUUGAUAUGCAGAUAAAAGGAGCAUAUACCACCAAGGAUGCCAUGGCAAUAUGGAAUGGUAAAAGAGUCAUACUGUAUGAAUAUGCUGCAGAUAGAUCUGUUAUAAGAUCAACAGGUACAUUUCAGACUGAAGCUAUGAUGAUAUGUCUGUAUGAACAGAAUGUCUAUACUAUAGAACAAAAUAAAGUUCAAGUUCGAACUUUCCAGGGAACAGUAAAACAGAUAUUGAGUUUUAUUGAUAUGGAAGGUGUACCUAUAUAUUUAGAUAUAUGUGGUAAUUAUUUAACAGUAGCUACUGAUACUGGUCUAGUAAGAGUCUAUGAUCUGUCUCGAAGAGAAGCUAAAGCUCACACUAAUCCUAAAAUUCUAUCAGAUAUCAUACCAGGCUUUGGUACUAUUCUAUCAGCUAAAUGUAACUGUACUGGUAAUAGAGUUAGUGUACUUAUACAAAAUACGGAUAAGUAUACAGAUCCUAAGUUAUAUUUCUGGGAUGUAGAGAAUGAUACAGUACAGUAUUUUAAUUUUGAGACUGGACGUGGUGAACAAGAUGACUACACUGCUACUAGUGAUGGAGAACCUGAAGAUUCAGACACUAAUGAUGCUGAAAAAGGUAAAAAUCAGGCAGCUAAAGAUAUAGCAGGGCGUAUACCUAUCUCUCAUUAUUGGGAUAUGAUGGAAUCUAAGUUAUUAGUGUGUGAAGCUCAAUAUGUACCACCUGCUACACCUAAAGAUAAAAAUGAUAACCUGUUGAAACGAUCUCAUUCAAUAAACAAACAUGUUGAGAAGAUGAUAGUGUCUCUCUUCUGUACACCAGAAAAUGGUGUAUUGAUACAGGAUAGUUUUCCUAUGAGUGUUCAACAUAAUAAACUAUUAGGUAUUGAAGUACCAAAUUUAUACUUUGCUAAAAAUGUAACACAACAACAAUCAGAUCAUGUUGUAGAUGAAGAUGCUAUGGCUAUCUAUCCUAAAUUAGUAGCUCGUAGAGUGAUGAGAGAUUUUGUUGGUCUAGAGUCUAGUGAUAAGUCUACUAGAGAUGCUAUGAUGAACUUUAGUUACUAUCUAACUAUUGGUAAUAUGGAUGAAGCCUUUAAAGCUAUUAAACUUAUUAAAAGUGAAUCAGUAUGGGAGAACAUGGCUAAGAUGUGUGUUAAGAGUAGAAGAUUAGAUGUUGCUACAGUAUGUUUAGGGAAUAUGGGUAAUGCUAGAGGUGCUAAAGCUUUACGAGAAUCAGCUAAAGAACCAGAGUUAGAUGCUAGAGUAGCUGUGUUAGCCACACAACUUGGUCUUUAUGAAGAUGCAGAACGUCUGUUAAAGAACUGUAAAAGAUAUGAUUUAUUAAAUGAAUUCUAUCAAAAUAGUGGACAAUGGGAGAAGGCUGUUGAGACAGCUGAGAUGUAUGACAGAGUUCAUCUAAGAACUACAAACUUUAGUUAUGCUAGACAUCUGGAAGAUCUUGGUGAAACAGCUCUUGCUAUACAAAGAUUUGAGAAGUCUGAAACACAUAGAUUUGAAGUACCAAGAAUGUUAGGUGAUGAACCUGAAGUAUUAGAACAGUAUAUUAUUAAUAGUAAAGACAAAAAACUACGUAAAUGGUGGGCUCAAUAUUUAGAAAGUACAGGUGAUAUGAAGAAUGCUUUACAGUUUUAUGAAUCAGCACAAGAUUUUUUUUCUGUUGUUCGAGUGUUUUGUUAUUGUGAAGAAAUGGACAGGGCAGCAGAGGUUUGUAAUGAGACUGGUAAUGAGGCAGCCUGUUAUUAUAUAGCUGGACAAUAUGAAAAUCAAGGACAAAUUAAGGAAGCUAUACAUUUUUUCCAGAGAGCUAAGGCUUAUGGUAGUGCUAUCAGAUUAUGUAAGGAACAUGAUAUUGAAGAUCAGAUGAUGAAUCUAGCUCUAAUGGCUAGACCAGAAGAAAUGAUGGAAGCUGCUAGAUAUUUUGAACAGAAACCAAAUAGUCAAGAUAAAGCAGUCAUGUUAUACCAUAAGGCUGGUAAUUUCUCUAGGGCUACAGAUUUAGCCUUCAGAAAUAAAGAGUUUGGUGCAUUACAACAUAUAUCUGGUGAUUUAGAUGAGAGAGCUGAUCCUGAACUAUUACAGCGCUGUGGUGAUUUCUUCUUAGAAAAUGGACAGUAUGACAAAGCUGUUGAUUUAUUAGCACUUGGUAAAAAGUAUUGGGAUGCAUUGAAAAUCUGUAUGGAGAAACAUGUAGAGAUGACAGAAGAACUGUGUGAGAAACUCAGUCCUGAGAAAGAUGAAAAUGAAAACAAUCCAGAUGAAAGGAAUAAGAUAUUAGAGGCUGUAGCAGAAGUCUGUAUGCAUCAAGGUGCUUAUCAUCUAGCAACUAAAAAAUUUACUCAAGCUGGUAACAGAAUUAAGGCUAUGAAAGCAUUAUUAAAAUCAGGAGAUACACAAAAGAUAGUGUUUUUUGCUGGAGUAUCAAGACAAAAGGAGAUUUAUAUCAUGGCAGCUAAUUAUCUACAGUCUUUAGAUUGGAGGAAAGAUCCUGAAAUUAUGAAGAAUAUCAUUGGAUUUUACAGCAAAGGAAGAGCAUUAGAUUCUCUUGCAGGAUUUUAUGAUGCUUGUGCUCAGGUUGAAAUAGAUGAAUAUCAAAACUAUGAUAAAGCUAUAGGUGCUCUAGGUGAAGCUUAUAAAUGUAUGAGUAAAGCCAAAUUACAAGAUGAAAGUCUACAAGAGGAAAGAUUAGGACAAAUCAAACAUAAGAUGAAUAUCAUUAAGAAAUUUGUUCAGGCUAGAAGACUUUAUGAUGAAGAUCCUGAAGAAGCUGUCAAAAUGUGUCAAGUGAUAAUAGGUGAAUCUGAUCGUGAAGGUUCUAUAAGAUUAGGUGAUGUCUAUAGUUUUAUGAUUGAACAUUAUGCUAGGAAAGAAAGAUGGAAGGCUGCUUACGCUGCUCUAGAGGAACUUAAAACCAAGCUACCAGUAGUGAAUCCAGCUUAUUAUGUGGAUAUAAAAUUAAUAGAAGCAAUACACAAAGCUUUAGACAUACCAUUGAGUCGAACUAUCAACACCGAGAAGCUGAAUGGGUUCCGAAGAUCGCCUGGUGAAGAUGAUGGUGAUUUUGUGGAAGAAGAAGUGGCAGAGGAAGUUAUUUGA
Messenger RNA from Lottia gigantea (owl limpet), 4431 nucleotides. RefSeq lists its product as hypothetical. Gene Ontology annotation, biological process: intraciliary retrograde transport. Gene Ontology annotation, molecular function: protein binding. The transcript is spliced from 29 exons. Gene Ontology annotation, cellular component: axoneme; ciliary basal body; intraciliary transport particle A. Lineage: Eukaryota; Metazoa; Mollusca; Gastropoda; Lottiidae. The record is from RefSeq and is a predicted model, not a curated record. Bases 1 to 4431 code for a protein of 1476 amino acids.